Messenger RNA from Rhopalosiphum maidis (corn leaf aphid), 1589 nucleotides. RefSeq names its product acidic fibroblast growth factor intracellular-binding protein (gene Fibp). Gene Ontology annotation, cellular component: nucleus. NCBI's taxonomy places the organism in Eukaryota, Metazoa, Arthropoda, Insecta, Hemiptera, Aphididae. The transcript has 9 exons. Bases 161 to 1237 code for a protein of 358 amino acids. The record is from RefSeq and is a predicted model, not a curated record.
GCGACAUACACAUCGUUACAUAAUAUCGUACGAAUUCGCGUAUAGUCCGUAAGAAUGUAUAAUAAUUAUAAUACACACGUAUACCUACCUACCCACAGACGCGUUUAAGAUAACGUUCAAGUGAUCGUCGACGCCGCUGUACUAAUACAAUAGGUCCAUAAUGAACGCACCGAGUCCGGAAGUAGAUGUAUUUAUUAGCAACUACACGAUCGUCGAUCCAGACGUAUAUCAUCUAUGGGUGAAUGGAUAUUCUGCAUCGGAAGCAGUGUCCAUUCUGAAACAGUAUGGUAUUCUAGAGGAAAUGGGCACUACACUCGACUUGGUUGCAUCCGACAUUCUGGACCAUUAUAGAACUUAUAGUUUGCUGGAAAAAAUAAUACAUUAUCCAACAAAGUUAGAUCAACAGCUGGCAUUUCAAAUUGAGCCACAAACAAAACACAUAUUAGUAGAAAAAUAUUAUGAAAUAGAUGAUAUAGUUAUUCGAGAAUUUCUUGGAAAAAAAUUAUCAUCUAAACAUCGUAAAGAUUUAGACGAAGUUAGCGAAAAAACAAGCAUUGCAAUAAAAUCUUGCCGACGUCAAUUUGAUAAUGUCAAAAGAGUAUUCAAGGCUGUUGAAGAACUUCAAGGUUCUGUUAUCCAAAACAUUUCCAGCAUAUUUCUACUGUCAGAAGAUUUGGCAAAGAAGUAUGGAGUAAUUGUUUUCAUAGCUUGUAUGCGUUUUGAAACGUCGAAACGUAAAUUACAAAUGUUAACAUUUCCUGACUUUUAUGAACCAACUCUUUGUAUUAUGAACAAGUGGACUUAUCCUAAAAGUAGUCCAGAAUUUGGAGACACCGACUUGGAUCGAGAAUUUCUGCUCGAAUUAAGAGAAGUUAGAGUAUUAUUGGACAAAGAAAAGGAUCACAAACAUAUUGUAUGUCAAAAAUUAAAGCCAGAGUUUCUAGAAAAAACAUAUAAUAGUUUGGAAGUUAAUUUUCGUUUGUUGAGUAGAGCAAUAAUAGGAAUAGCCUAUAAUCUUCAUCACAAUAGAGACUUAAGAGGAUUCUUCCUUGAAGUAGUAGAACGAAUUAUUGAUCCAUGGAGAUUACUUGGUUGGAACAAAACAGAUGUAAUGAAUUUCCUUAAAGUAUACAUUAACUGUGCCAUAGAAUUAGAUAUAUUUCAAGAUGCAGAAGUAAAGAAAGCUUGGGAACGGUAUAUGGAUGUAAUAACAACCAGUGUCAAACAACUCUACUAAAAUGAUAAAGUGAUACAUUUUAAGAAAAUUAAAAAAUUGUUUGUUUUAUAGUAUAGACUGCUGAGGUAGUGAUUUUUAAUAUUAUGCCAGUUUUUUUGUAACACUGUGUCCUUAUAAACAGUUGUAACUAUAUUUUUUUAUAUAAUGUUUUAGAAAAAGUUAACUAUUUUUAUAAGCAUGUAUGCCUCAACACACCAAAAUAUUUGUUUUCUGUUUAUUGUAUUACAAUUAUUUUUAGAAGUGAGUGUUUUAUUUAACUUUUGUUUUUUGAAAGCUUUUAUAUAAAAUUUAGUAGUUAUACUUUUAUUGUAUAGAUUCACUAUAACUAUUAACCUGUGUGCUAGUCUUCAGU